CCCGUGCCAGGUAGCAGAGCCGGUUGAGGUGCAAACGCCUGCUUGCUCAGCCUCGAGCUCACAGAUUCAGACGGGGUGGAGGAGGGAGAGACCCGGCCCGAUGGGACUCCAGCAACCAGCAUUCACCUCGUUGAUCUUGGUGGGGAUGUGGGUGACCUCCUGCCUCGGUGGGGAAGGCCAGAACCCUGCAGCAGAGUGGGGCACGAGACUCACAGGCUCUGGCUGCAGAUGUUCAGGCCUGCUGGAGGUUAAACAUAGGGGCAGCUGGGCAAGAGUUUGUAGCAGUGGUUGGAACCAGAAGAUAAGAAAAAUGGUCUGUGCAGAGCUAGGCUGUGGAUUCCCUUCCUCUGAGGAUCUCAGACUACACUCGGAGCCGAAAUUCAUGGAAAAGAUGACGCCGAACUGCCAGGGGAAUGGGACUACCCUGAGGAACUGCCGCUGGGAGAAAUCCAAUUGCACGCAGGGUAUCACCGCAGUUUGCAAAGAACUGGAAAAAACCACCACUGCGCCACCACCACCAACUACACCAGAACCCACUGGCCCUCCCAGGUUGCAGCUGGUAGAUGGGAGGUUCCACUGCUCAGGGUUUGUGGAGCUCUACAUGGGAGGCCACUCGGGAACAGUCCAGUCAAGUCCUGAAAACAAGAUAAAGCUGGCCCAAUGGGUUUGCCCGAAGGUGGGCUGUGGUGAUGCCUUAGACCAUAAAGAGUUGUCUUUCUUCAUGAAAAAUGAAAGUAGGCAUCUACCUGUCCACUGGGAGAUGGACUCAUCAUGUGGAAGUGACUCUGACUCUAUCCCAGACUGUUUCAAGAGAACCAGGAUCUCUCAGAACAAAUCCUCAGCCUUUGUCGUCUGCUCCGGUUUCCAGCCAAGGGUGAUCCGAGGGCUUGGGGACAGCCAGAGCCCCUGCGAAGGGGUCAUGAAGGUGUUCCAUAAGGGGAAAUGGGAAGUUCUGUGCGAUUCCAGUUCAUGGAAGAAAUCUAGAGAGGAGCAGGUGUGCCAAGAGCUGCAGUGCGGGAAGCUCUCCUUGAGCGUCCAAGUCCCAGGUGCCAAGACACGGGGAGUGUCCUGCAGCCAAGAGGACCUCCAGGAGUGUUCCACUUUCAAAAGAGCAACCUGCUCCAAAACCAGAAUCACGUGCCAGAAUUUCAAGCCAGCUGGGGUGGGAGCAGGAACCAUUGUGAGCAUUCUCCUGGCUCUGAUCCUCCUUGGAGUUCUCAUCAUUAUCUGUGGACCUCCCGCCUACAAGAAACUACAGAAAAAAUACGCCAAGAAGCAGCAGCGCCAGUGGAUAGGCCCAACUGGAUUACAGCAAAACGUUUCAUUCCACCGCAACAGCACUGUUACUCUCAGGCCCCGUCAGGAAGGUCAAGGUGCACAGGGCGAGGACAACGACUAUUCUCAGACCCCUAAGAAGAACUCCUACCUUUCGGCUUAUCCAGCUCUGGAAGGGGCCAUCAGGUCUUCCAACCCUCCAGACAACUCCUCCGACAGUGACUAUGACUUGCAUUCUGCUCGGCGACUUUAGCUUCUUUCCCCCAGGUAAGCCAUUCCCUAACCUUGACACUGUAUUGCCAGGCUGAGCCAUUCCCAAAUCACGUCAUCACCAAACCCAAGGAGGGGAGGGGAGACACAGGAGAGCUGAAUCAAUCGCUGUAUUUGCGCUUCUCAAACUCUGGCAGAUGUUAAGUGAUUUUCUACGUGGUUUGUUUUCUUGCCCUGCAGACAGAGAGUUGGGAAUCUAGCAACUAGAAAAACUGACAGAAGAGAAGAAAAAAAAUACCUGAGACGAUCCUGCACUGGAAUCAUUUCCGUGUUACUACAUGCAGCUGUAAAGGCUUUUCCCACACUGCCAGAGACAUAAGAUGGGGAAGUCAGUGCAGCCCCAAAGUACACAUCCCUUUCCAUGCAUAGGGGCAAAGAGAAUCAGGAUGUCUGCCUUCGUUUCCCCCCAGUGACUUUCGGCAAGUCACUUAGGCCCAACAUGUCAAAAGCACCCAUAAUUGUGCAAGUCUCUAUUUGUUGGUGCACAGCUUCAGACCCACCGGGCCUAAUUUUCAGUCAUAUUGAGCACUCACAGCUCCAGCUGAAGUCAAUGGGCUUGUAUGUUUCAUGCUAGGCAACUAAAAUUUGGGGCACCCAUGAUCAGUGGAUUUAAUUUUUACAUGUUGGUCACUAACCUCUGUAUUUUAUUCUAUUCGGGUUCUUGUAUUAUGCCCAUCACUAUAGUAUGUGAGCACCUUCCCAUGACAAAUUCAUCUAGCAUUCCUCGCUUGUGGUUUCUUCUCCAUUCCUCUCACUCGGAGGAAAUUUGUGCGCAUGUUUAAGUUGAUUCAUUGUUGUUUGUUAAGGGCAAGCAAGUACAAGAAUUGUGUUUUACAUUUGGGCUGUGAAGUGGUGAUGUUUGUUUACUUAAGAUAUGUCUACGUAAGCUUUAGUGUAGAUGCUUCCAACAUUAAUGAAAGGGUUUUUUCCAUUGAUGCAGUUAAUCCACCUCUCC
This is a messenger RNA of Chelonoidis abingdonii (Abingdon island giant tortoise), 2500 nucleotides long. It is a transcript of the gene CD5, whose product is annotated as CD5 molecule. Gene Ontology annotation, biological process: T cell costimulation. NCBI's taxonomy places the organism in Eukaryota, Metazoa, Chordata, Testudines, Testudinidae. The record is from RefSeq and is a predicted model, not a curated record. Gene Ontology annotation, cellular component: plasma membrane.